ACCAGGCAGAUUCGGGAGAAUUUUAGAAGGUUCCUUUUGCGUGCGUAUGUGGCUGGUGCACACAGGGUGAGCUGCAGUUUUCCUCAAAUUGAGCGCAAACUACUCAAACGCGGACAAAGACGACAGACGUAACACGAGCGCUAACUCACGACUACAGUUGCAAAUAUACAUCCUCAGUGCUAUAUUUCCCAUCAUAUUCUGCAAAAACAUGGCCACAUUCAGUCAAGCAAGCAUCAUCUUCCUUCUAAUGUGUGUCGAACGGUGCCUUGCUCAAGCAUGCAGUCAAAAUCAAAACAAACACCUAGUUGGCUGCCAAAGUGGUGGGCAUGUCCCUGGAGGCUUCUGUCCUGGAAUGAAGCCACCGGCAUGCGAGAGAUCAAAGACAGUGUGCGCAUGCGUCCGCGGAUAUUUCCAGAGGUGGGACGGCCACUGCGUCCGCUACAGGGACUGCGUCUUCAGGACCUUCGAGCCCAACAAAUUUCUUAGUCUGGAAGAAGACCUCGUCAUGGUGGGCUUGUCAACCUCAAUAUUUGAGAACGGCACUUUAAAAUGCUUUGUGUCCUCCCUGGGUGAGCCUAUUAAGCACAGUUUCCACCGUCUGGUGAAGUACGAAAAAAAAGCAGGGAGGAACUGGGAGAAAAAGCACUUUGACCUAAGGUUCUACACUUCGAACCACUAUGGCGAAAAACUGCUAGUCAGAGAUGCAUGGGCCUCACUGCCAUACGGAAUGGAGCGUUUUUCAUCUGUGCACACCGACGAUGACUGCAUGAUUCUGGGAAAAAGACCUCCAUAUGGAAAAAAAACGGAAUGCACAUACUGGGUUCCGAAAAGUGCUGUCGGAAAUCGCAAGUGGAUUUGUGACUUCAUAUUCAAUGAAUUUUGCAAGUCUCAAGCGAUUGUAGUAAAUCACACCAACAUAAAAACUUGCUAUUAAACUCACGACAACUCUUAUACAAAAUAA
Molecule: messenger RNA, 961 nt
Organism: Dermacentor andersoni
Lineage: Eukaryota; Metazoa; Arthropoda; Arachnida; Ixodida; Ixodidae
Source: RefSeq, a predicted model, not a curated record